Messenger RNA from Polyodon spathula (Mississippi paddlefish), 4731 nucleotides. RefSeq names its product inactive phospholipase C-like protein 2. Gene Ontology annotation, molecular function: phosphatidylinositol-4,5-bisphosphate phospholipase C activity. The transcript has 6 exons. The coding region runs from base 717 to 4070 and encodes 1117 amino acids. Gene Ontology annotation, biological process: intracellular signal transduction; lipid metabolic process. The record is from RefSeq and is a predicted model, not a curated record. Lineage: Eukaryota; Metazoa; Chordata; Actinopteri; Acipenseriformes; Polyodontidae.
UUUAUAAAGAUUAUCUGGUGCUUUGACAUAUGAGAAUACAAGUAUGAGUCUCUACAGCUGAAACAUGUUUCUGAAUUAUCCUUAAAUUACAGCCCUUAACAGAAAAAGAACAUAGUCCUACAGCGCGUAUUUUCUGAAGACCGUGCAGAGAGUGCUUAUCUAAACAACAAUGCAUUUCUGGCUAUUAUAUUUUUAAAAUGUAUUAUUUUGUAUGCGUUUGUAACUAUUUCGUAUCCGCCCAGUGCUGCGGUCGGGAAAGUAGAGUCGAGCUGUAAAGAUAGCUGCAGUUUGGGGAAACGCGUGUGGGAAUAAGAAAAUCCCAUUCUGUUUAGACUGACAAGCUAACAGCGCUCCUAACAGAAGCUGCAAAAUCUUGUGCUAUAUGCAUUUGAUGAGGGGGGGGGCACCGAGCCAGAAAGGAGGGAUUAGACCCGAUGGUCAUUUCUUUUGCCAGGAAAUCCAGCGGGGAGAAAUCUGUUAUGCAUAUUGUGGAGCAGAACUAAAGCGAACAGCUCUGCUGAUCGGACCACGAUAAGCAGCAAUCUCAUCUGCUUUCAGUUAGCGCAGGCAAGCAUUCGCACACAAGCGUGCAUGCUUUUGUGUAUCUGCAUCGAAAUCCAUUCGUUCGCUUUUUUAAACCGUGCAUUCCCUUUUGUUUUUUCUAAGGUGAAUACUUCUUCAACACAGGAUGGUUUGUGCUGUUUUGUGAUGUUUGGAUGAUGGCGGAGGGACGGGCGAUCGAACCUGGAUCGGUGUCGAUGCUAAAUCCAGCCGCUGUAUUGGCAACAGAUUCAUCCGAACUGCCUGGGUACAGCAACGAUCCGCAUCAUCUGUCUUCUACCCGGGCGUUGUUGGAGGUUGCGGCGGCGGCGGUGGCGACCGGGCAGGGUGCCGGAGGAGCGGAGCCUGUGGUCUCCAACGGGAGAUGUAAGGAGGAUGGGAGCCCCCAUUCCGGGAGCAACAGCAGCAGUAGCCGGGACAAUUCUGCGGAAAGGAAUCCGGCUAACCUUCGGAGCAGCAUCAUGAAGGACGGGUCCCGUCAGAGGCAGGUGCGGAAGAAGACGGUCUCCUUCAGCUCCAUGCCCAGCGACCGCAAGAUCAACAGCACGGCGGCCUGCAUGUCUUUCAUGGUGGAGGGCUGUGAGAUGAAGAAAGUACGCUCCAACUCCCGGAUGUACAACCGCUUCUUCAUCCUGGACCCGGACAUGAGGUACCUGCGAUGGGAGCCCUCCAAAAAGGACUCUGAGAAAGCCAAGUUGGAGAUCAAAACCAUCAAAGAGGUGCGGCUUGGCAAGAAGACCCCCGUCCUCCGCAGCAACGGCCUCUCGGAUCAGUUUCCUGACGAGUGCGCCUUCUCAAUCAUAUAUGGGGAGAAUUACGAAUCCCUGGAUUUGGUAGCAAGCUCGGCGGAUAUCGUGAACACUUGGGUGAUGGGUCUGAGGUAUCUGGUGUCCUAUGGGAGGCACGCUGUCGAGGCCAACCCAACGAGCCUCAGGACCUCCUGGAUCUCCUCUGUGUUUGAGGUCGCUGACUUUGAGAAAGAAGGCCAGAUCGUCUUGUCCAGGGCUGUCCAGAUCAUCAAAGGGCUGAACCCAGGAAUGAAGGCUUCCAGGAUUGAGCUGAAAUUUAAGGAGCUGCAGAAAUCCCAGGGUAGGUACGGAGAGGACAUCACAAAUGAGAUUUUCACUGAGGCCUACUGUGAGCUGUGCACCAGGCCAGAGAUCUUCUUUCUUCUCAUGCAGUUCUCCAGCAACAAGGAGUAUCUGGACUGCAAAGAUCUGAUGCUCUUCGCGGAGGUGGAGCAAGGCAUGGAAGGGGUGACGGAGGAGAUGUGCGCGGAGAUCGUCAACAAAUACGAGCCAUCCAAGGAAGGCAGGGAAAGGGGCUACCUCUCCAUCGACGGCUUCACCCGCUACCUCCUCUCUUCGGAGUGCCACAUCUUCGAUCCCCAGCACAAGCGAGUCUGCCAGGACAUGACCCAGCCGUUGUCUCACUACUACAUCAACUCAUCCCACAACGCUAGCCUCUUGGAGGACCAUUUCUGGGGUUCCUCGGAUAUAAGGGGCUACAUCCGGGCCUUGAAAAUGGGAUGCCGGAGCUUAGAGCUUGUGGUGUGGGAUGGGCCAGAUAACGAGCCUUUGAUAUAUGUUGGACACUCUGCGUCAUCGCAGGUUGCCUUCUGCAAGGUUGUUGACAUGAUCAAUCAGUAUGCAUUUGAAGCGUCCGAGUUCCCAUUGAUUCUUUGCUUGGUGACGCACUGCUCAGUCCAGCAACAGAAGGUCAUGGCUCAACACUUGAAGAAGAUUCUCGGGGAUAAACUCUACCUAGACCCGCCUGACUUGGAAGAUAAUUAUUUGCCCUCUCCCAAUAAUCUCAAAGGAAAAAUCCUCCUUAAAGGGAAGAAGCUUCCCCCAAACCACCCCGAUUCUGAAGGAGAUGUCACUGACGAAGAUGAAGGGAUAGAGAUGUCUAGAAGGUUGGGAGAAGAGGAUAAAGAUCAGAUGAGCGGAAGGCUAAGGCUCUGCAAAGAGCUUUCUGACCUGGUCUCCUUGUGCAAGUCCGUCCAGUUUAAAGAUUUUGAGGUGUCCAAGAGAUACCAGAAAUAUUGGGAGAUAUGUUCGUACAAUGAGGUGGAUGCUAAUAGGUUUGCCAACGAAUACCCGGAAGACUUUGUCAGCUACAAUAAGAGGUUCCUCUCGAGGGUGUACCCAAGUCUGAUGAGGAUUGAUGCCAGUAACAUGAACCCUCAGGACUUCUGGAAAUGUGGCUGCCAGAUCGUCGCCAUGAACUACCAGACCCCCGGACUGAUGAUGGAUCUCAACAUUGGCUGGUUCCGCCAAAACGGGAACUGUGGCUACGUGCUUCGGCCAGCUAUCAUGAGGGAGGAGGUGUCCUACUUCAGUGCCAACGCAAAGGACUCCCUGCCUGGGGUCUCUGCUCAGCUUCUCCACAUGAAAAUCAUUAGCGGCCAAAACCUACCCAAACCUAAGGGCUCCGGUGCCAAAGGAGACGUAGUGGAACCGUACAUCUACGUGGAGAUUCACGGGAUCCCAGCUGACUGCACUGAGCAAAGGACUAAAACCGUCACUCAGAAUGGAGACAAUCCGAUUUUUGACGAGAGUUUUGAGUUUCAGAUCAACCUCCCGGAACUGGCGGCUUUGCGCUUUGUAGUCCUGGAUGAUGACUACAUAGGGGACGAGUUUAUCGCACAGUACACCAUCCCCUUCGAAUGCCUCCAGCCUGGGUACAGGCAUGUGCCUCUCCAGUCUUUGACCGGAGAGUUUCUAGCGAACACCACAUUGUUUGUCCACAUAGCUAUCACAAAUCGGAGAGGAGGUGGCAAAGCACACAAGCGGGGUCUGUCGGUACGGAAAGGAAGAAAAGCACGGGAGUAUACGUCUACUAGAACUACCGGGAUCAAGGUCAUCGAUGAGGUCUUUAGAGCAGCCACGCAGCCACUUCGAGAGGCUACUGAUCUCCGGGAAAACGUGCAGAAUGCCAUGGUGUCCUUCAAGGAGCUGUGUGGCCUGACCCCUGCUGCCAACAUGAAGCAGUGCAUCCUGACUGUGUCCACCUGGCUGCUGAACAGUGACAACACCGUGCUGGUGACUCUGAAUCUCAGUGGGCGCUAUCCAGCUAUGGAGAUACAGGGGCCAAUCCCCGAGCUGCUUCGCAAGGUGCUCACAGCCUACGACACGAUGACUCAGACCAGCCGGACUCUGAUUGAAUCUGCGGACGCUGUCUAUGCCAAGAUCAUGCAGAUUCAGAGGACUGGGAUGGAUUUCCAUGAAGACUUGCACAGGAUAGGAGCUAAGGAGGGGCUGAAGGGAACAAAGAUGCAGAAAGCCGUGGAGAGCUUUGCUUGGAACAUCACAGUAUUGAAGGGCCAAGCAGACCUGCUGAAACAUGCCAAGCACGAAGCCCUGGACACCCUGCGGCAGAUCCACUACGCAGCGCAGUCCUGCGGCCUGAGCAGGGACAGCUCUGCCUCCCCCGACCUGCUCCGCAUGCGGCCAGGGCUGGAGCCCAUUCCUGAGGCAGAGAACAAGAGCGACGCCGGCUCCUGCUGACCCCGGCACAAGGAGAGGGGGAGGAGGAGGAGGGCACUUAAAGAGACCACAGAGGAGGGCUCCCCCUGGCUCACCUGGGAACUAACCACCUUGAAACAGUCCUGCAAUCCCUCCGUUCACCUCGGGAAUUGUUCUGAAGGACUUUGGUUCAAUGCACUUUGUGGAUGGUUGAUAGCCAGGGGUGGCCAAUGUGGAGUCUGUGCCUAGCCCACAAGUUGAUCUUUGCUGGCACAGUCAUGCCAACCCCAGACCAAGCUGAUCUCAUGCUGAACUUUGACAGUGACCCCUGUUCCACAGUUUCUUCGCUCUUUGGUUGGGGAAGUGUUGAAGCAGGUGGAACAAUGGCCUGUUUUCCCUUUAAACAAACAGGUUUUAAAAACUCAAAGCACUUUUAAUUGCUGAUUUGAAUAGUGCCUCAGCUAAAUCUUGUGCAUCGAGUGUUCAUUUCACCUGGGAUUUUCCACUGAUAGAUUAAUAGCAACUGGAAUUAUUACUAACAUACCAUUUUUAACGUAUCACUGGGGCACACGGUAAGGUUAUUGUCUGCAAAACUUCAAAAAACAAACAAGAAAACUUAACUUUUAUUCUGUUAAUGGCUACUGUGAAUCUUGUAUGAUUAACAAACUGUAGCAGGACUAUUAAAAAUCUGUUGUAACUAUAA